Bombus impatiens (common eastern bumble bee) is the source of this 3620-nucleotide messenger RNA. Its product is annotated as zinc finger protein 287. Lineage: Eukaryota; Metazoa; Arthropoda; Insecta; Hymenoptera; Apidae. The transcript has 9 exons. Gene Ontology annotation, biological process: regulation of transcription by RNA polymerase II. Gene Ontology annotation, molecular function: zinc ion binding; DNA-binding transcription factor activity, RNA polymerase II-specific; RNA polymerase II transcription regulatory region sequence-specific DNA binding. The record is from RefSeq and is a predicted model, not a curated record. Bases 33 to 2495 code for a protein of 820 amino acids. Gene Ontology annotation, cellular component: nucleus.
GAGUGCAACGGUUCACUACCAAAUUGUUUACAAUGGCUGUGCCUAACAAGUGGGAGAAUGCUUGUAGAUUAUGCUCAGAGGAGAAAAACGAAAUGCUGUCGAUUUUUGGUAACGAAGGUGUACAGCGUAAAGUGGCACAAAAGUUACGUGCUUGCCUGCCAGUUCUAGUGUACAAAACCGAUCCACUGCCAAAGCAAAUAUGUCAGUUCUGUGCCGCCAGGUUGGACGACGUUUAUGAGUUUAGAGAAUACUGUCUGAGCGUUUACAAAAGCAUGCACUUGAAGCUGUUAGCUUAUAAGAACAUUGAAUCUGUUCAGAUUUAUUUAGAAGCAAUGAGAAAUUCUCCUGAUCCCUGUCAGGCCCAACUAUGGAGAGAAAAGGCUAGAGCACCACCACCAUUAGUACCUUUGCCAGUUUCACUGCCAGUUGAAAGUCCAUCAAUGCCAAUAGAUAUUAGUCAAGACCAUCAAAAUAGUUGCAUUGAAUCAUUACCUGAAUUGCCAUGUGAAGUAGAGAUCAAAGAAAUGACUACAGAACCAAUAUUGGGAAUAGGUGUUAAUGUAUAUGAACCAUCACAUAAAAACAACAUAGAAAAUGAAUCAUAUGAUAAGUUAGAUAUAAUAGUGGAACAAAAUACAAGCUUAUUAAAAGAAGAAAGCAAUGACUCAAAACAAGGAAUACAGGUAAAAGAAGAAGAAAAGAGGACGAGUAUUUUAGAACAAGUACUAAUGGGUAGUUUAACAAUGAAUGAUAGGAAGGACUUAAAUUCAGAAACAAAGCUAUCCUCUAAGUGGUGGUGUACUCCUUGCAAUAGUUAUUAUAAAACAAAGGAAAGUUUAAUGAAACAUAUGCAGUUACAUUGUCCAAGAAAGUAUAAUUGCAGGAAAUGUUCUGCUUGUUUUGAGUUGGUAGAAGAUUUGGCUAAACAUGAAGCUACUAAUCAUUUAAAAGUAACAUUAGACUUUGAUAGAAGUGUUCUAGAUUGCGACCAAUGUGAUAGACAAUUUGUUAGUUGGGAGAUGCUGAAGAAACAUAGAUUACGUGAUCACUUAACUCAAAUAAAUGAAAUUGGGUCUAAUACAUGGUGCUCUUUAUGUAAUAGAUUUUUCCCAAGUGUGGAAACUUAUCAAAGUCAUAUUCAAUUACAUGAGGUCAGUAAUUACACACCAACAAAAAUAUUACACCUAACGAAUCAACAAUCGGCGAAGGUUCUUAAAAGUGAAGAACCUUCAAAAGAAGUGAAGAGGGAACAUUUUACAGACGCUACUAAGUCACUUACGUGUCCUACUUGCGGAAAAGUUUGUACUCAACAAAGUGCGUUAUCAAAUCACAUGCGUACUCAUGAACCAAAAAGACAUAAAUGUGAUAUAUGCGGACGAUCAUUUGGACUUUUCAUACGUCUAGCAGCACAUAGAAUGAGUGAACAUAGUCAGCAACCUACAAUGUCGCCUGUAAUGGCUAGCGUUGAACAAGAAGAAGCAUUAAAUGCCGAAAGGGAAGCUAAGGAGGCAAGAGAAGCUAGAACUCGUGCAUCAAGAACUAGGACAUAUUCAGAGAUGAUAGAAAGAGAAGAUAUUCCUAAUCAUGAAGAACCACCUUUAAAAAGAAACGUUCCAUUAAAUACCAAUGCAUUUAAAAAUGUGGCAAGAUGUGGUAUCUGUUUACAGUGGUUCAGCGAUCACACUACAAUGUUAACGCAUUUACAGACACAUUCGGAUAAUUUCACUUGUAAAAAUUUCAUGUGUCAUAUAUGUAAAAAAUCUUUCAAGGAAAAGUGGCAAUUAUUUAGACACGAGGUAUCUCAUAAACGAAAUGAAUCUGCAUCAGUAUAUAUAUGCACAGUAUGUAACAAAUCAUUCGUAGAUAAAAAUGCAUAUAAAGUACAUCAAAAAACGCACAUUGUUGACAAAACAUAUCACUGUCCUAAGUGUAAUAAAAUAUUUUUUAAAGAAGUAUCUCUGCUAACUCAUCAAUGCACGGCAGAAAUUGUGCUCGGUAAAAAAGGAGUAUCCUCAAAGUCUUCGCAAAAGUCUGCAUCAUUGAGUAACAGUAAAAGAUAUAAAUGUUCCAAAUGCAAUGCGUCUUUUAGUAGUUUCCAAUCGAAAAACUCUCAUAUGAGAGUACAUAUGGAAAGUUCACAUACAACAGUGCGAAAACAAGAUUUAAAGGAGGAAUCAGAAGAAGAAAAAACUAUGCCAAAAUUAACACCUGAAACAUCAUUGGAAUAUUCAGUUCCUCCUAUUGAACCAAAAGUAGAAAUAAACGAGGAAAGUACACCACCUCCUGUUAAACGAACUCUAAUCAGGACAACUGGCGGGUAUCGGUGCGGAGUAUGUCAGUCUCCAUUUGUUUUACGGGAACUAGCUGUUGCACAUUUAAGAUCUGCACAUCCUCUGAUGCCAUAUCAGUGCCCUUAUUGUAAGAAACGAUUCACCACGCAAUAUACAUUCACGCAUCAUAUUAAGACAGACCAUCCUGAUGAGCACGAGAAUUGAAUUGUAUAAGUCAACAUGCCAAACGAUUAUUAUACCAUAAAAUAAUGCCUUUGAGAAUAGGGUAACUUUUGUUUAUACAGAGUGAUAACAACUAAUACGAUGCUCAAGUCUUAAACUAUUUGCAGCUAUGUAAAAGAGGAAAAUUUUGAACCAAAAUUUGUUUUCGUAAAAUUAAAAUUGAAAUUGAAAUUAAUUCUUUUCAAUUUGUUACAAAAUUUCUUAAUAAAACAUAAUAUAAUAUGUUUUUUUAAUUCAUUCUAAGGUCCCCUAUAAUGUAAUGAUCUUAAUUUCACUAUGAAAACAAACUAUUUUUAAAAUUGAUUAUGGUUAUUUGUAGUAUACUGGAUACUGAUAAAUUUUGGUUCAUAAUUUCUUUUGUUACGUGACAGCAAGUGGCCAAAGAGUUGUUGAUGUCGCGUUAGACAAAACACCCUGUGUAUGAGAGAUUUAUAUAAUUACAUAUAUACUUACAUACUGUGCACUGUUAGAAAGAAGUCCCGCUGAAGGAUAGAUUCAACACAAUCAUAAAGAAUGCAUAUUGGUGGAAAGUGUCACAUGAAUAAAUAAAACAAUAUAGCAACGCAUGACAGUGAGCGAUAGAGAACAGUAUGUACCCUCUCUUGACUCUGUGCCGUGCCGCAGGACUUCUUUCCAACAGCGCACUAUAUAUGUAUUAACAGUGAUCGGUUUUAUGCUGAAGCUGUUUUAUUUAAUAAUCUGGCACUCUAGUUCCUGAACAAAAUAAUUGGCCUUAAAUAAAAAUUUUGUAGUUUUCUUUGGUAAAAAAUGAAAAAAAAUAUAUAUUAUAUAUAUUCAUAAAUAAAUAUAGAUUGUGUUGAACGAAAUAUAGUUUUUAAUAAUGAAUAAGUAUCAUUUAUUAAUAGGAGACUGGAAUAGAACUAGUACUUAUACUGAACGUGCCUAUUUAAGUACUGUAUCAUAGUGCUAUACGAGUUUUUAGUCAAGUUGAUUUAUAAAUGCCGAAGAGACGUAUUAUCGUAUUAGAUAUUAUAUUAGGUUUAUCCAAAAGUUUUUUUCGUUUUAUAAGGAAAUAAUAGAUCCACAACAUUUUUUGUUUUAUAUUAUUUUUUUGAAUUAUGUAUGAUUCAUUUUGUUCCAAUAGAA